Messenger RNA from Podospora anserina S mat+, 321 nucleotides. RefSeq lists its product as uncharacterized. The transcript has a single exon. The coding region runs from base 1 to 321 and encodes 106 amino acids. The record is from RefSeq and is a predicted model, not a curated record. NCBI's taxonomy places the organism in Eukaryota, Fungi, Ascomycota, Sordariomycetes, Sordariales, Podosporaceae.
AUGGAAGUUGAGAAGACUUUAUUGAGAUAUUCACCAAUUCCACCGUCAUCCCUACAAAAAUGCGACAGUCUCCCUACUGUUACUUACGACCUCCAGAGAAACAUCGUCCUCAGGCCUGUCUUGGAGAGCGACCAACCGUUUGACAAAGGAGCUGUUAUAGACGGGGAUUACUCAAAAGUUGAUGCGGCAGUCGCCAGCAACACCAAAAUCUCCUAUUCAGCUUCCACUAUACACACAGAUAUCACCAACUCCCAAGAAGUAACAUCUAAAACAUUAUAUCCUUACCGAUGGCGGUUCUUCAUACACAACCCCUUUAAUUAA